Molecule: messenger RNA, 1962 nt
Organism: Zasmidium cellare ATCC 36951
Lineage: Eukaryota; Fungi; Ascomycota; Dothideomycetes; Mycosphaerellales; Mycosphaerellaceae
Exons: 3
Coding region: 1-1962 (653 amino acids)
Biological process (GO): DNA-templated transcription
Cellular component (GO): nucleus
Molecular function (GO): DNA binding; zinc ion binding; DNA-binding transcription factor activity, RNA polymerase II-specific
Source: RefSeq, a predicted model, not a curated record
AUGGCCACGGCCAUGGCUGUCCCCCCUUUGGCCCCACGGCCCUCGCCACGUCCUAUCGCCGCCUGGACUCCCCCGAAACACCACAUGGAGGGUAAAGAGAACCGUCCUGCUUUAAAGCAACUCCAGCAGACUGCCCAGCCUAACCGCCCGCGAAGAGAACGACCCUGUGACGGUUGCCGGAGACGAAAAAGCAAGUGCGUUCUGCAGGAAUCUAAGAAAUGUGUUCUCUGCGAGUUCCACAAGCAAGACUGCACGUUUGUGGAGAAUGCCCAACCACGUAAACGAAAGGCAGACGAUGGCAUGAAGAGCGAUAGCCCUGCAAAGAAGAGCCCUGCUGUCACCCAACGCCCACUUCCUCCUGCUCCCACUCCGCCCAGGCCCAAGACGGAGUCUGCACCACUCGUCGGCGUGGUCCAGCCCUCGAUGAGGAAACCCUUCGCCGUGGACGAGACGCUGAGCCUGCAACGGCAUCGGCAUUGCAAGUAUCUCGGCCAGACGACUGCUUUGGAUGCAUCCCUCAUCGGUCUCGGCAACUUCAACGACAAGAAUGAGACCGAGUCACGGGUCGGCACCCUUCGGCAAGUCACUGGUUCGGAAUACUUCAGCACACAUGCCGAUGCCGAUGUCCAAAUACCGGACGACGAAGCACGAGCUUUAGCGGAGAUUGAGCAGGUCGUUGGUCCUCAUGGGUCUGCUCUUAUCGAUAUCUACUUUCGCAACGUCCACCCGAGCUAUCCCAUCAUCCAGAAACGUGCCUUUCUCGAUCGACAUCAACAUGGCGAUAGGCGAUUCAACCCACCAUUGCUUGCUGCCAUGUACUUGCUUGCACUGGCAUGGUGGGAUCAGGACCCUGCAGUCUCGUCCCAUUCUAAACCCGACGUCGAGAAGCUGGAGUACAUCGCGAUCACAAGCCUGACCAUCUCGAUGCAACGACCCAAGAUCUCUGCAGUACAAGCUGGCUUGUUACUACUGCAGCGUCCCAAAUCUAGCACAUGGACCUUGACCGUCCAACUCGUCGCUCUGGGACAAGAUAUAGGUCUUCAUCUGGACUGCUCAGACUGGUCAAUCCCUCGAUGGGAGACGCUACUACGAAAACGCCUCGCAUGGGCACUCUACAUGCAGGACAAGUGGAGUGCCGUGAUGCACGGCCGACCAUCACACAUCAACGGCGCAGACUGGAACGUCUCAGCACCAACCGAAGAAGACUUCGACGAGUCCAUCGACCCCCUCCCCACCCCCUCCGAAGACGUCGACCCCCAAGUCUCCAAAGGCCGCAUCGUUUUCAUGCAAAUGAUCUCCCUCACAAACAUCAUGGCCGAAGUCUGCGACACCUUUUACAGCGAAAAGGCCAAGGCAGAAUACACCUCGGCGGGCCGCUAUGCCACCCAACUCGUCCUCAACCGCGCCAAACCCGUCCAGCUCAAACUGAAAGAGUGGUUCGCCAAACUGCCCACCGACUGCAAAAUGGACAGCUUCACCCCCGGCCAGCUCUCCUCCCAGGGCUACCUCCACCUCGCGUACUUCGCGACCGAAAUCAGCAUCCACCGCCGCAUAGUCCAGUCGCUCGACCCGGCGACCUCUGACCCGUACAUGCUGUACAUCUGCCGCUCCGCCGCGAAGACCCGCCUCAUCAGCGCCUUGGACUUCGUCAACCGCCUCAAACCCGAACAUCUCGACGCAUUCUGGUACUUCGCCUCGGCGUCCAACUUCGCCCUCGUGGGCACCUUCGGCGCCUUACUCAUGGCAACAAGCCCCGGGAAAGAGGAAGCGUACUUCUACGCGUGUCGCCUGAACGAGUUCAAAUGGACGUUGACGGUGAGCGGGAAGAAGGCGGUAUGGAUCCACGGCGCGCUGGAGAUGUUGGAUGCGACGAGCGAGAUGUUGAGGCGGUUGCCGGAGAAGCCUUCGGCGACGCCGACGAGUGAGUUGCAUUUGAGGGAGUUUUUGGGCUCGGGAUCAUGA